AUGGCGAAAGCGGCGCCUCUUGAUCCGUAUAGCUCUUUCCAUUUUGAGGCCUUCUCGGAUCUUCCAAAGUCGGGCCAGCAGCUGAACGACUCACUCGACUCCGUGGAGGCGCGCAGAAAAUGUGCUGAAGAAGGAACUGUAGGACACACAGAACGUGGCGACUCUCCAGCAACUGACUACGCAGAGGCUACGCUGGUCCAGCCCGCGCGAAAGUCUCCAACACACGACGCCUGGGCCUUAUCCGCAUCCCAGGCAGUGUCACUCCUGGCAAUUAGCAGCAGCAGCUGGAAACGAUAUUUCCCCGGCAUCAAACUACCAACAUCGUGGAAUCAGGGGCCCUUCUCUCCCCGCAGCUCGAUGAGGGACAGCAGGGUACUUCCGACCGGCCUAGCACCCCACAUCAGUGCAGGCAACACCGCUGCAGAAUCUGCAGGGUGCUCCUCCGAGGGGCAGCCUUCACAAGUUCUGGUCCGCACGCGGAAGUUCAAAUGGAUUCGUUUCCUAGUGCGACGCCUUCGGUGCAUAUAUGUGCGCGAUGAGCAUCGCGUUCGUGAGUCACGUUCCACUUCCCAAGGGACCAUUCACUCUGGUCGGCGUCGUCGCAUGCCUCUGAGACACCGUAGGCGCGCUUCGCAGGACGAACCGAUUGGCAAACAGUGGCAUGGCAGACCAGAAGGGAGAUCCUCGGCAGGGGUGGCUCCCCGAGCGGCAGAGCUUCCUGUUUCGAGAGGGGGGGAAACUGAACGAAACAGCGCAGUUCCUUUGAAUGGCGCCUCUCCCUUCAGAACUACAAGUGUUUCUGCGAUCGGCGGGGUCCUUUCCGAGCCGUUGUGCAUUAUCCAUUCGCGUUCGCUCGGGGAUGCAGCGGACGCAGAGGGGCCAGUGCCGGAUGCGCAGGAUGUUGCCUCCGAUGGUGUGGCUGAACGAGCUGCCAUCAGCAGCUCCUUGGCAUGUGAAGCUGGUGGGAGGGAAGCAUCGGACAAGGGACAGUAUUCGAGGGCGCAGACCGAUCCGUCGCUUCUCAUGGCGGACGCGGAUACACCCGAAGCUUUAGAAGCAGCAGAAUCGCUGGCAACAGUUCCUGGAGCCGCGUGCGAUCCUGCUGCACUGCCUUUCGCCAUUCAAGUUGGCAUGUGGCCCCUGGUGUCUUUGGAGCCGAUCGGCGUAAACAAGCUCGGCGUGCUCCUGGACAGCCUCGAAGAGCAGCGCAUGCGGUUCAACAGGCUGCAGCGCCAGGCUGCUGGACCCCCGCGUGAAGGCCAUGUGUGGGAUCGCCGAGGUGAAGUGGAAGAACUGUCAGGCCUCUUGAUCAGAGCUUCCAUUCAUUCAAUGCUGAGUGCAGAUUGUCAGAUGCCAUGUGUACACUCGAACGACGGCAUUCAGGUCUGGAAAGGCGAAACGGGAGUCGGAAACUUCGCAUGCCGCGCUUCGUUCCUUUUGCCGCUGGAGCCGCGCCGUUAUGCGAUGUUCGCGAGCAACGCAGAGCUUCGCUCUUUGUGGGACAAGAACAUGACUGAACAGCAUGUGGUUGAGCAGCUUGACGUCGGCCACGACAUCUGCUAUGUUGCAUUUAGACGGAUCGCCACGGUGUAUCCGCGAGACGUCGUAACGCUGCGCGCUAAGUGCAGACUGCACCUGCACCCGCUUGUUGCGGAAACAGCGCCUAUGGCAACGAGGAACAGCCAUGAGGACUUUAUUUCCGAUGAUUGCAUGACGGAGAAAGUGCUUCCAUCCGAAGAGGACAAAAUAGCAUACACCUCGAUGAGCUGCUCGAUUCACCACCCCGAUGUACCCGAAACGUGCGCAGCAAUGCAAGCCAGCCCUGGCCGAGUUCGGAUGGAUAUUCGAAUCAACGCCUACCUCGCGAGGCCCGUGCGGACUCCUUUUGGCCUGUGGAGCGAAGUGACACUGGUGAACGAAUCCGAUUCAGGCGGUUGGAUACCUGCGGCCAUUACCAGAAAUAUGUCUGCAAAGCUUCUUCCCUCUACGGUGGAGCGAUUUUCUGUACAAAUACUGAAGCACUAUAAUAUCGCAUGGACAGGAUCGGCUUCUGGGUUUGCAACCCGCAUGCUGAAAGCGAGCAACUUUGUAUUGACGUAG
This is a messenger RNA of Cyclospora cayetanensis, 2100 nucleotides long. RefSeq lists its product as uncharacterized. NCBI's taxonomy places the organism in Eukaryota, Apicomplexa, Conoidasida, Eucoccidiorida, Eimeriidae. Gene Ontology annotation, molecular function: lipid binding. The record is from RefSeq and is a predicted model, not a curated record. The coding region runs from base 1 to 2100 and encodes 699 amino acids. The transcript has 7 exons.